Saccoglossus kowalevskii is the source of this 996-nucleotide messenger RNA. Its product is annotated as carbohydrate sulfotransferase 3-like. The record is from RefSeq and is a predicted model, not a curated record. Gene Ontology annotation, biological process: sulfur compound metabolic process; N-acetylglucosamine metabolic process. Gene Ontology annotation, molecular function: N-acetylglucosamine 6-O-sulfotransferase activity. Lineage: Eukaryota; Metazoa; Hemichordata; Enteropneusta; Harrimaniidae.
AUGUCGAUAUUGGAUCCAUUAACCGGCGUAAGUGACAUAUUGGUAAACAACGAUGUCGUAAAAGAGAAUGAUGGUCUUCGUAUUGUGCUUGUUGCUGCAUUUCGAACAGGUUCAACAUUUACUGGUGAAUUGUUAAAUAUGAAUCCAAACAUAUUUUAUUUAUUCGAACCGUUCAGGAUAAUUCAAGACAUUGUGAAACGUAAUGCUAUUGGGAAAGACCUAGAGAAUUCAACAAAAUUAGAACUGCUGACUGACAUUUUUGCUUGCAGAUUUCCAACGUAUUUUGUGCACCAUAUUCGACAUUGGGGGCUAGCUACCUAUGAGAGUAACUCAUUAAAAGAUGCAUGCAUGCAACAUAAGGGGUGUAAAAAUAUGACACCCGAAGAACUGGCUGAGACAUGUAAGGGGUAUAAACACGUAGCCAUGAAAGUCAUACGUCUACAGUCUCUGAAACUAUUACAACCACUGUUAGUUAGAGAUAGCAUGAAUUUGAAGGUUCUUCACCUCAUCCGAGAUCCUCGAGGAGUUGCAUCUUCACGGAAGUAUAUGUACAAAAAUGCUGCCAAUAAACCUAUCAUGAAAGCUGUUGUCGACACAACCAGGAACUAUUGCCAAAGCGAGGUAGAGAUGCUUGAGCUCAGUUCAGUGAUGCCUGACUGGUUGCGUGGUAGAUAUAAACUUAUCCGGUACGAGGAUAACGCUAUAGGACCCCUCAAGAUGGCCAAAAAUGUGUACGAUUUUCUUAAUCUCAAACUACCUCCAAAGGUAACGCAAUGGAUUAAUGAAAACACGAAGAGCGAUGUCACACCAAUGGGUGUUAUGAGUACACGUAAGAAUUCCUCUGCUGCGGCCCAAUCGUGGCGGUUUAGGCUGUUGUACAACGACGUUGAAGUUAUUCAGAACUUGCCUCCUUGUCAUAAACUCAUGGAAAUACUUGGAUAUAAUCGAAUUACCAGUCCUAUUCAGAUGUACAAUAUGUCAUAUAUAUCCUUUUAA